ACAGUAUAUGUGAAGCCCUUUGCGCCUCUAUUGCUGUAUUUAUGGUGGCUUAAGUCGGGAUGGGCGGGAUCACAGGCCUCUUGCAGCUCUCAUUGUCACCACGGCGCGCACAUAUGCACAUUAGUAUUAGAGCCGCUCAGCAUCCUAAGCCUCCAGAAGCCACUGCCUUGCCCUCAUUGUGCCCUUUUUGCAGAAAAAAAUCUGAGAUAACUACCCCACCCCACCAGCUCAGAGAAGACACAUCAACUCACCAACUGCCUGUGUCAUCAGUCAGUGAAGCUCAUCCUCCAAGUCAGGUGACACAUCCCCUCCUCAGGGUCCGAGUAGGCAGGCAUGGCAGACGGCCGGCAACCAGAUGAGCACUGGGCCUCCCACGGCCAGGAGAAUGGUGAGAAUGGCUACUCAGCCUACAGUUCUGCCUACAGGGAGAAUGGAUAUCACGGUGGAGCAGCUCCCCAUCCUGGAACUACAGUGGAUGACUCAGCCAAUUUGCCUCCCUCCCCUCCCCCUUCUCCAUCCGCUGAGCAGAUUGGGCCCGUGGCACAAGAAGAUCAAAUAGAAGUUGUGAGUCAACAGCAGGAUGAGGAGGUGGCUCCAGAGGAGCCAAGCACUUACCAGAAGGAAGUCGUAUAUAAGCAGCCAGGAAUCUUGCGUCUAGAACAGACAGAUUAUUUGUCAGAGCCCCAGACCACACCUGAGCUUCUUAAUGGAGGAGGUCAUCAGGGUGAACACAGUAUGUCACAAAAAGGAGCUACUGUAUCUAUGUGCAGAUGGACUCAGCUUGACUGUGUUGGCUAUGCUGCUAGCAAAGCUUUUAGCUACAGUAUUGAUGUCUCAGUGCAAAGUUGUACGAUGUACUUCAAACUCACAGCCCAGCCAGAAGAAUGUGACUGUAAAGGAUCAUGUGAGCCUUCUACCAAAAAAGUUGAACCUCAAUCUCCAAUGUUACAUGGGAAGCAGGUAGUUCUUGAAACCGCCACUCUUGAAGGAGCAGAACUUGUUUUAACAGAGGCGUCCCUGUCAUCUUCAAUCAAGGAUGGUGAACAAGGCCAAAUAUUUGUGGCAGAAGAGGCAGCCAAGAACCACCUGCUUGUAAAGUCUAGGGCAAAAGAGGCAAAACAGUGUUCACCUGCAGAGGAUUCCUCACAAGAGAUGACAGAGUUAAAAGCUACAGCAGACAAUUUUGUAGAAGAAUGCGGAGCAAAAGCCUACUUUGAAACAUCCCCUAAAAGUCAAAAAGGGCUGUCACCCCAAAUACAAGGCUAUUAUGAACUAAACACUGCAGCAGUUCAGUUAAGUGGGAAAACUGGAGACAUAAUGAAGAAUCUAGAAGAAAAACAGGACAAGACAGUUAGGAUAUCCCCUAGUAAGAUGUCCUUAGAACAGAGAAGCUGCUCCUUGAAUAUUACUCCUGGGUCCUCAGGGGGAGGCAUAAAGAAAGGAAAGUCGAGGACCUUCUCAGAAAACUUGUGUCUAAUCAGUGGAAGCUUUGAUGAAUCUGAAAUUUACCCUUUGACACCGUGCAAUUUUCCUCAAGCUACUUCAAUUGCUCCAACGUCCAGUGACUUACCAGAGGUUAAUAACGUGACAUCAGAAACACCUCAACUUUCUGACAAGCACAAUGAACAAUCAAGCAGCCUAUCUGAGAUGUUAGACCUGGCUGGAGCUCUUCUGCUGCCAUCACAAGAAAGGAGAGAGGUGGACUACAUGAGACGGAAGUCAGUACCUGUUGAUGUCUCAGUUUUGGCUGGGAGUUCUUUGGCCAGGCUUGACAUCAGAGAUCAGACUUCUAUGUUGGAAGGGGAACGUCUGCUUGAUGAACUGGGCUACAGUGUCUUCAAUGAGUACUCAGGACCCAUGCCUUCUCCUGCUGAUGUACCCAGUCCUGGGAUUUUUUCGCACCAGCGUUUCCCUUGUACCUCAAGUGAGGUUGAAGAACAGGUUGGGGUCAAAGAAACUGGAUGUGUUCAAAAGGGAAUUCAACAACCAGAUCUCAAAGGCAGUAUAUCUGAGCUAUCUCAAAAGAUAGUUACUGAGAAGAAUGUUUCACCAAUAAAGACGUCCCUGAUUCUUGAAAAAGCUGUGACAAGUGGAGUAAAACCUGAUCGCCUGAGAAUACCAAUGAUUUUAUCAAAAGACAGGCCAAGUAGCCGGCCUGGUGACAUAAAGAUUCAAGUAAUCCCAGAGGUAGACAUUGAAAAGGAUCCUUCUAGAGAGGCAUCUCCCAUCCCACCAGACAAUUCCUUUACAUUCACUCCUACAGAAACUGAAAGCCAGGUUCCCCUAACUCCCACCAAUAUGUCCCCAGAUGAAACACCCUUAGAAAUCAAAGAGCGUAGAGAGAAAGCUGAAAAAUAUGUCUUAGUGGAGGUUGAAAUAGAGAAUGAGGUGAAAUCUGGGAGGACUGAUAAACAGCAAGUGUUCAUCAAAGAAAUGUCCAUACCUGAGCAGAAAGAAGCAAUGGAAGCUAGAGAAGAACCGGAAAUGGCAAACCUAGAUGUGCCUUCACUGUCUCCAGAGUCUCCAGGAGGAAGAGCAGACAUUGAUUGCACAGUGUUUCAAAUUAAGAAUGGGACACCAAGAAGUUUAGAAAACACAGAAAAGCAAGAUACCUCAAAGACUUUUCAGGAUUUAGGCACUGGUGCCCAAAACCAGAGACAGGAGGCGACUUUGCAAAGAGGCUCACCAAAGCCACAAAUUACCUCUCCAAUUAUCAUUAUACCUCAACCCAGGGUAGAAGAAGAGGCAGAGGACGAGGAUGAUAUUGAAAUUGCAGAAGAGCCUCAAGAGAUCACGGAUGAAGCUGAGGAGCCUGUUCACUCUAAAACAGUACAAAAACAAGAGGCAGUGAGAUUAAUAGUAGAUCAACUAGAGGAAGAUCCAAAGUCUGGAGCAGAAGAAUGGAGUCAUAGUGCCCUGAACAGUGACGAUGGGGAACCUGCAACAGAUAGUUCACACUUGUCUCUAUGCUCUGACCACAACCUACCAAUAGAGCCAGCCGAUAAAGGUGACAAGGAUGAAAGGAUAGGAAAGGCUGAAGACAUGGCAGAAGGCCCACAAAUAAACAGAGAAGUGAAAAGAGGGGAGGAGGAGAUGGUGAAGAAAGGCCAAACAAGAAAAAAAGAUGUGCAUAAAGUUACCUCUAAUAAGAUAAAGGAAGCAAAAAAGGAGGAGCGAAAGGAGAAAGAUGUGGAGAUCUGUCAAAAAGUUGAAGAGACAUCUAAUGUGGUCUGCCAAACCAGUCAGGCAGCUAAUGAUGAAACCACCAUGGACAUCUCUGUACUUGAUACAGACACUGGAUGGAUAGACUCACAAGAUGAUGACAAAAGUAUCAUGACUGAGCAAAUCGAAGCCCUUCCUCACACCCAGAAUCCUGCCAGUACACCCAUGGUGGUGGACAGACCCGCUAAACGGGCCCCUGGCAGAGGAAAUGGCACAACUGACAGCAAAGUGGCUCGCAAAGUAACCGGCCACCACUCGAGAGACGAGGCCAAGAAGAAAAAAGUAGGCAUUAAGAGGGCUGACCAGAUUAAGGUGUCAGCCCUCCAAAACCGCUCUCCAAAUCGAAAGAGUGUUGCCAAAGUGGUAGCCAGACACCCUAGGCCCGCUCUACUUUCCGGCACUGCUAGACGCAAGGCCACAGGUGUGGAAGGCCAUCAGCCCCUUACUGUGGCCCACCAGUCCAGGGAGAGACCCACUGAGAGAGCAUAUCGCAGCCCUGAAAAGAGAUCGUCCCUCCCCAGGCCGGCCAAAUCUCUGACACGCCACAUCCCUGCUGCUGAGCAAGAAGAUAACACCCCCUGCAGACCUGCCUGUACAGACUCUGCUCGUUCCCGGUCUGUCCGUAGUGGUGCCUCCACCCCUGGUUCCUCUGCUGUUACGCCCGGUACCCCUCCCAGCUACUCCUGCCGCACCCCGGGGUCUCGCACUCCUGGCAGCCACACACCCAAAUCCUUUAGUGUCCUCCAGGAAAAGAAGGUGGCAGUGAUCCGAACCCCACCCAAGUCGCCUUCCUCCGUUCAUCGCCAGUUAAAGGUCAUCAACCAACCCCUUCCAGACCUGAAGAAUGUAAAAUCCAAGAUCAAUUCCACAGCCAACCUUAAACAUCAGCCUAAAGGGGGACAGGUGCAAAUUUUACAUGAGAAGCUGGAUUUCACUCAUGUUCAGGCAAAGUGCGGCUCCAAGGAUAAUCUGAAGCACACACCCAAAGGAGGCAAUGUCAUGAUUCCAAGUGUCAAACUGGACUUUAGCCACAUCCAGUCUAAAUGUGGCUCUCUGGACAAACUCCAGCAUGCAGCAGGUGGAGGAAACAUCCAAAUCCAGAGCAAGAAGAUUAACCUGAGCCAUGUAACCUCUAAAUGUGGCUCAAUGUCCAACAUCCACCACAGGCCAGGGGGAGGCAAUGUGCGAAUUGAGAAUGUGAAGCUGGAGUUUAAAGAGAAGGCCCAUGCCAAGGUCGGCUCCCUGGAUAAUGCCAGCCACACUCCUGGAGGGGGGAAUAUUAUGAUCGAGAGCCACAAGCUAAGCUUCCGGGAAUCGGCCAAAGCUCGGGUGGACCAUGGUGCAGAAAUCAUUGUUACUCACUCCCCUGGUAUCGAGACAGGAGGCACUUCCCCGCGCCUGUCUUCCGCAGGCAGCAUCAACCUCCUGGAGUCGCCCCAGCUCUCCACCCUGGCCCAGGAUGUCACCGCUGCCCUGGCCAAGCAGGGCUUAUGAGCUUUUUUGCCUCCACUUUGUACCCCCCCAAAAAAAACACAAUACCACUCAUUCCCAUCAGCCUUGUCCAAUUGUAAACAUCCAAUGCUCCCCCAGCGCCUGCCCACACAGUUCGUCCUUUACAGCCUUCUCAAUGGAGUUUUAAAAACUGAAUUUAAAAAAUUAUUCUUCAUUCUCUCCCUUAAAAGGGGUGCUUCUAGUUCCUCUCUGUUUCAUUUUAUUGCCACGAACGUGGACCUUUAUGUUUUGGUUUUAGAUCAUUUAUCUGAAUGCUUAAGAUUGAGUGGAUGUGUCUAAGGAGGCUUUUUUCAGUUUUUAUGAUUUUAGCAUGAGAGGCAUUACAUUUUGCUUUCAUGGGGACAUCUGCACAACGACCAUUCAGAAUUUCUAUGGUACUGAAUGCAAGAUACAGCUACUAGAUACUAGUCUUAAAGAUACAACUGUGUGAGAGUAAACUCGUAGGAACAUGGUACACACUGUACUGUAAGUGUACCUACUAAAGAAUUGCUGAUGAGCAUGUCUGCUAAAAAUGUGACAUUCUGAGUGAUGGCAAGAAUUUUUGUUUGUUUUGUUGGUUGGAUUUUAUUAUUUUCAUUUCCUAAGAUGUGCUGAAUUGGUGGACAAAUUGUGCUCUCCUGUUACAUUUUCUUUUUAUAUAUGUCACUGUAGUGGAAGUUGUUACAGUUGUGUUUGUCCCCUUUGGCUGCACUGGCUUAAAUGUGGACAACCAUUUUAAUUAUGCUUCGAGUGCUAAAAGACAAGCUUUCUUAUAGAUUGUCCUUUUACUCAAACCAAUGGGCUGCUCUUUUUGUGUGGUUUUAAAAUAGGCAAAUAAAUGUUAAACACAUUACGUCUAUUUGGAGACAUCUUGAACCUUUUGGUGUGCGUGCAAAUGGCCAGGGUGCAUACAGUGGUAGUGUUUAUACUAUAAGGUUUUCAAAAAGGCUCAUAAACUUUCAGCUUCUGCAGAGACUGGGUUUGAAAGGGAAAAUUAGGGGGAAAAAGGGAAUAUUCUUGUGAAAUAAAUGGAAAGUUUGAAGCUUUAUAUUAAAAAGGUCUGUUUGGAAAAAGCACCUGGCUGAUCAUGUUGCGUGACUGAACAAGUGACUUUGGCGAACAUUAAAGCAGAUUAGACAAAGAAUGGAAGGAACCCUCCAUGUGCAUUUCGUAGAAUUCAUUUAGAAAAAGACAAAAAAAAACUGUUCUAGUAUUUCUCUGCUUACCGUGAGACUCCUUUAUUAUCCUCCUCCUAAGUGUUUUUCUGUGCUUCCUAUACCCUUGCUUCCUUGCUUCCUUAUUGCCUGUGUAAGUGUAUUUAAAAUACAGUGUAGAGUGUUUGAGACUUAUUGAUGACAAAUGCUCAUUCAGGAUGAUGACAACAGAAAUAAAGUAAAUAAAAACUA
Molecule: messenger RNA, 6119 nt
Organism: Betta splendens (Siamese fighting fish)
Lineage: Eukaryota; Metazoa; Chordata; Actinopteri; Anabantiformes; Osphronemidae
Product: microtubule-associated protein 2-like
Exons: 17
Coding region: 334-4716 (1460 amino acids)
Biological process (GO): neuron projection development; microtubule cytoskeleton organization
Cellular component (GO): neuron projection
Molecular function (GO): microtubule binding
Source: RefSeq, a predicted model, not a curated record